Messenger RNA from Babjeviella inositovora NRRL Y-12698, 714 nucleotides. It is a transcript of the gene VPS22, whose product is annotated as ESCRT-II subunit protein. Lineage: Eukaryota; Fungi; Ascomycota; Pichiomycetes; Serinales. The transcript has a single exon. The record is from RefSeq and is a predicted model, not a curated record. Gene Ontology annotation, biological process: protein transport to vacuole involved in ubiquitin-dependent protein catabolic process via the multivesicular body sorting pathway. Gene Ontology annotation, cellular component: ESCRT II complex. Bases 1 to 714 code for a protein of 237 amino acids.
AUGACCACCCCCAAAUCCGACACUGAGCAGUAUAAAACGCUUGGAAAUGCCAUCCUUGAGCGUCAAUCAGCCGAGCUCCAGGCGCAGCUUGCAGUCUUUCAGUCAGCCUUAACCAACUUUGCGCGGGACCACGGCGAGCAAAUUAAGAACAACGCGCAGUUCAAACAGCAGUUUAUCAAGUUGUGUCAGUCCAUUGGUGUGGACCCCCUUUCGCUCUCUAACUACACACCGUCUGGGGUCAAGUUCACAAAAACCUCCAGCCACGACCGUGACGAGUACUAUAACAACUUGGCGGUCAAAGUAAUUGAGACGUGUCGCGCCACAAGAGACGCCAACGGCGGGAUCAUAUCGGUGGACGAGCUCAUAUCGCGGUUGGAAGAUGCAACGUACACACCUACGGCCAAAGAUAUUGAAAAGGCGGUCGCCGAUAUCAAGCUCCUUGACGGAUCUUUCAGUAUAUUCCCAGUCAAAAACAAGCUCUUCAUCAAGAGCAUCCCCGAAGAGUUGAACUCGGACCAGCAGGUUAUCUUUGAGACGUGCGGGUUAAUGGGAUAUGUGAGCCCCGGGAUGCUCCGCGACAACUAUGGCUGGGGUCGCGUGCGGUGUCGCGACGUGUUGGAAGCCAUGGUGCGCAAAGGCUUGCUCUGGGUGGAUGAGCCGGGACCUAAGCAGGAGGUUUUGUACUGGGAACCCUCGUGGAUCAACAUGGGAUGA